This is a messenger RNA of Artibeus jamaicensis (Jamaican fruit-eating bat), 1558 nucleotides long. RefSeq names its product meiotic double-stranded break formation protein 4 (gene MEI4). Gene Ontology annotation, cellular component: lateral element. The transcript has 5 exons. Gene Ontology annotation, biological process: DNA recombination; oogenesis; spermatogenesis. The record is from RefSeq and is a predicted model, not a curated record. Bases 103 to 1272 code for a protein of 389 amino acids. NCBI's taxonomy places the organism in Eukaryota, Metazoa, Chordata, Mammalia, Chiroptera, Phyllostomidae.
GGUAAAUGAUCCUGCCAUGCCUCGGAAGUGGGGCUGGGGGAUCCUCCCAUCCCCCCGGAAGUGGGGCUGGGGGAUCUUGCCCUUUAAGGGACAAAAGCCAGGAUGGAUAAUCAAGUAUGGUAUUUGAGAAUUUCCAAGCUGGCUCUGGCCUUGGCAAUUAUCCGCUCAAAACCUGCAGACAGAAGCAGCAGAGAAUACACAGAGCACCUUGCAAAGGUGGUAUCUGGGCAGGAGUCAAAAUGGAGAGAAAAAGUUGAAACCUUAGAAGCUGAAGUUCUACAGUUACGUCAAAAACUUCUUCUGAGCAGGAUUUGUUCCGGAUCGUUUAAGAGUGGAGACUCAUCUUCCCAGUUACAGGUUCAGGAACCAGGAACUUCUGAAAAUACAUUAACUGUGCUGGAAGAUUCUGGGUGUGAUUUAUCAAAUGAGCAGAGGACUGAAACUUCAGAGGUAUCACAGGAUUUUGUGGAGAGCUAUGCCCCCACACCCUUUCCAUCAUUGCCCAUUGGGAAGAAACAUUGUGCUACUUCGGAAAAUCCUUUGUCUUCUCACAUGCAAUUCUUGCAUCAUCUACUUGAGCUGAAGAGCUGGACAGAAUCAGGGAGUCUCAAAACAGACUUAAGCCACUUUGAAAACAACUCUUCAACGGUGUCUGAUUCUGUUUUUCAGUUGCUGGAUGGCCUGAUCACUUUUUACCGUGAACCCAAAUUUCCUUUUUCAAGUUUUUGGACAGAAGCUGUUGAUACUUUAGCUAGAUUGAUCAGUGAUCGUGACUUAUCUAAUCAUAUUCUUAAAAAGUGUUCCAAGAAGUUGGAAGAAUUUGAGAAAACCCUACUACAGAUUAUUUUAAGAAACAACCAUAUUAAUCGGUUUCAGGUACAGCAUUAUGUCUCUCAGAGUCUGGUAACCCUGGGAAAUUGCAGCUUGUUAAGAAAAUCUGUAAUAUCUCUGCUUCUAUCAGAAGUAAAUAGCUUCAUUGAUGAUCUGGAUGCCAUCAAUCAGGAGCAAGCCAGUUAUGAUGUGACACGCUAUGAAAACAUUUUCUCCCUCUUCUGGGUUCUGGAGCAGCUUCUUCAAAAGGAAAAUGAAGAUGGCAACACUUCAGAUACAGGGCAUGAUAACCGGGAAAUCCAGAGAUUUCUUCAGAAGCAUGAUGAAGCUAUUUGCCAACUCUCUGAUACAUUUCCUUUACUUACUUUUUAUUUAUGGAGAUUAGGCAUUCUCUUGAACUCCAUCAAAAUAAAAACUGUUGAAAAUAACUCACUUCCUUAGCAGUUUACCAAAUAUCAGAAGCAUAUUAAAAUUGAAUUUAUCAAGAUCUUCUGCUUAAAAGAUUUUCAAAACUAUUUUUAAAUGAGGAUUUUAAAGGGGUCUCUAAAUACAAUCAUAAAUUAAAUUUAAUAGUAUUCACCUGUGUAUAAGAGAUUAUGGGUCAUAUUUCUAUACUAUAAUCAGCCAGUAUCAGCCUUAUUCCCAUGUAACUGUACCUUAAAAUACAGGUCCUCAGUAUAUAUAGGUCUAGUACUGUCUGAAAUGGACCAUUAAUUGUGUAUAUCAU